CCGACAACGACGAGCAUUGAUCAGGCUCAUCGACAGCCAGGACAUCUUCACGACGGUCAACAACCCCAUACCACGCCUCUGGCCACGACGAGGAUUGCGGCCGACUCUGCUGUGUCGCUUGCUUCGUUCCCAUAAGGCUGAAGCUAUAAUUUUCGAAUUUGAUGUGGUUGCAUUUUGGGUGUCCACAACACCAAAGUCAUCUACCAUUCCACCGGUACCAUCGACGACCGGUCGAGCUCUCUCAUACGACGUUUCGAACUCUGCGCAUUAAUUGACGCAAAAGGUCUCAAACCUUGAUGGUAACGACGGCCAAGAGCUCAGGUCCUCACACACUCUUGUCUCCUGUCAUAAAACUGGCCUUUCUCCCACUUUUCUAUUCACCUUACUCAUACAUUCGCCGCAAACACACAUACACAGCAUUUCCACUUUGGAUAUCCUUGAAUCCGAGACGGAUUCUCCACCUCCCAUCUUUUGGCGUUACUUAUUCUGUUGCCUCGGUCAUCUUGUUAUCAUCCAUAGCUCUUACCUCUCCUGACGAUGAGGGCUAGGUUUUCGCCAAAGCAGCGCCCAAAACCCAUCAAUACUGCGAUGCGGGACGACCCCAGAUUCAACCAAAAACUACUGGAAAUAGUCAACCGAAAGCAGGUGUAUGAGCAGAGGUCGGUUUUUGCGAUAGACUACACUCAAGAUGCAGAAUUUGCCGCCUUUGCGAGUCGUAGAACUGACAGAAGCGCGUAACAGUGGUCUUCAACCUCAUCGGCUGCAAAUCCUUCAGCAACCGCAGAUUGGCCGCAUAACAAAGUCGACACCACAAGACCACGACGACAGCAAGACCACGACUGCCAGAAACAAGGGUGUAUUCCCACUGGAACCUGCACUCACCGUUGCAUACACCCUCAAUAAUAACGAUCCCAGCCAGUUUCACCGAGCCAGCCCAUACAUAUUCAGCAUGGUGACCGUCGAAUCCCUCGAUCCACAACAAGCUACAGAGCCAGACACUUUGUCAGGCCGCCUGAGUUCGUCGUUGCACAAGUUCAGGCUGCCAGAUGGCCAAGAACAAUGUGUCUUCGUUUUUCAUGCCCUUUUCAUCAAAUAUCCGGGAAUGUACCGGCUCAGAUGCCACGUUUUUGAGAUGCGCCAAGGUUUCAGCGGCCUGUAUGCGGAGAAAGUUGCAGAGAUUUAUGGCGGUGUCAUGCAGGUCAGCGCAGACAAAGCGGCGGCACCUACCAGAGCGUCCACAAAGUUGACGAGAGAUCUUCACGAUCAAGGUGUCAAGGUGAAGCUCAAGAAGGAGUCUGUUCGCAGACGCAAAUCGCAAACAGACGUCUGGACCGCAGAUCGUACUUCAGGAAAUGUCGUCGCCGGUAGCAACCCGGUCAACCAUCCCACUUACAGGGCUCUGCCCGUGCAAACCGGUGCCGUGGCGCCAGCCCCAAACAACAGCGUCGACAUUACUCGCCGCUUGUCGUACACGCACCAACGCAUGAACACUGGUCGUCCGGCGCCAGCACCAGUCCACAGUCAUGGCGAGGACAUAAGCCACCGCAUGAACACCGGUUUCGCGGCGCCAGCACCAGCCCACAGUCAUGGCGAGGACAUGCGCCACCGCAUGACUUACCAUGACAUGAACAACGGUGCCGCUGCCGCGUGGAAUGCCGGCACCUUCCAGGCAGCACCUGUGACCAACAGUGCCGAGGCCUUUCCCCUAUACACUCGUGCCGAUACCUUCCAGGCGACACCUUUGAGCAGCGGUGCCAGUCCUUUUUCGCUAUACGGUCCUGCCGACCUCCGUGCCCUGCAGGCUGGUACCAUGCAGGUGCCAAAUAUGUACAAUCUCGUUCAAGCGCCGAACAUGUACAACCUUGGCGGUCAGAUGCCAAACACGUACAAUGGUGUUGGCACAUAUCAGGUCCCACCAAUGAACAGCGGUGCCGUAGGCGGCCAGGUUCCAAACAUGUGCAAUGGUGCCGGCACUUUUCAGACACCAGCCACAUCCACCGGGUCCGAUCGUCCUAAUCGGCAAAACAAGAAGACCGGAUCUAACGUGCCCAAAGCACCAGUGGCGCAUGACGGUGCCAAUACCGCCCAAGUGGCACCCGCGGAGAACGGUGCCAGUACCACCCAAGUGGCACCCGCUGAGAAUGGUGUCAAGGUCUCCCAAGCACCAGCCAUGAGCACCAGUGUCGCCGUGCCAGUCAAUUUCGGCACUGGUAUGUUCGCCGACUUCAACUUUGUCGAUGCGUAUGGCACCUACUGGUCACAGUAGAGCUGUGAAAGUCCUCCAGAUCGCGAGUGGACAAUGACAGGAUCAAGUUCUUGGAGAUACCUUUUCGGACAUUAGGAGUUGGAAUCUUUUUGGAGUUGGACAUCGAGAUGGACUGGAUAAAUU
This is a messenger RNA of Exophiala xenobiotica, 2389 nucleotides long. RefSeq lists its product as hypothetical. Lineage: Eukaryota; Fungi; Ascomycota; Eurotiomycetes; Chaetothyriales; Herpotrichiellaceae. The record is from RefSeq and is a predicted model, not a curated record. The coding region runs from base 689 to 2266 and encodes 525 amino acids. The transcript is spliced from 6 exons.